Molecule: messenger RNA, 1150 nt
Organism: Macadamia integrifolia
Lineage: Eukaryota; Viridiplantae; Streptophyta; Magnoliopsida; Proteales; Proteaceae
Exons: 1
Coding region: 355-954 (199 amino acids)
Biological process (GO): nucleobase-containing compound metabolic process
Cellular component (GO): nucleus; cytoplasm
Molecular function (GO): 3'-5' exonuclease activity; nucleic acid binding
Source: RefSeq, a predicted model, not a curated record
UUUUAUUUAGUAGGAACCUAGAAAAGUGGAAAACUUGCCAUCAAAUGAACAGACAUACCAAAGGCAUUCUGCAGAAAACUAGGCGUCAAAAUAUCUGUUGGAUUACCAUUUUCCAUAUAAAAACCUCCAUUGAACCGUUCCACGUUAACUUUUCAUGGUUUCCUUCAAGCAAAACGUGCGUUCCUUACACAUUAGUUUGUCUUCGUUUGGUCAGUUCUGCGCACGUCGAGUUUGAAGUUUUUGAACUUUGAAUCCUUCUUCUUCUACUACUUAACAUCUCAUCCUCCUCUUCAUCCUCCUCUUGGGUUUCUCUUCCACAAUCUCAAUUACAAGCCAUAGCUUUGGUUUUCAGAGAUGACGGUUGGUCACCACCUUGAAGUGAAGGUACAGGGCAUCAAGGUAAAACCCAGAGUGAUAGACACAGAAAUCGCUUUAAGGGCUGGAAUAGAAGAUCUCUGGUCAUUCAUUGGCAAAGGUACAGGUUCAAAGUAUGUGGUGGGUUUAGAUAUCGAAUGCACAACAGUUGAAUCAACAAGAAAAGUUUCAAUCUUGAAAUUAGCUUCCGGGAAUUUCUGUCUCAUCAUAAGGCUUCUUAAUUUAGGUACAAUCCCUCAAUUCCUCUUCAAUUUUCUUCGUAUUCCUGAUAUUUCCUUUGUGGGUGUUGGAAUCAAAGAGAAUUUUGAUUUGCUUGAGAGGGAUUAUGGGCUUCAAUGUAGAAAUAUGGUUGAUCUAAAGACUUUGGCUGCUUCUGUUCUUGAUGAUCGUCGGCUUGUGGGUUAUGGUUUGGUUGAUUUGGCUUAUCAUGUUAUACCGCUUCAGGUUAUGAAGAAACCUGCGUCUGUGUUAUUGAGUGAUUGGAAGGGAGAGAACCUUACAAUGGAGGAGAUUGAGUUUGCUACAAUUGAUGCUUACAUUUCUUACAAGAUUGGGAAUAAGUUGCUUGGUGGGUUGUGAAUUAACAGCCUUGCAGGGACUUGGGACUUGCUCUUGGAAUUCUGUGUUGGGUUGAAAUUUAUUUUGAUUUCUUGAGGGGUUGGCCCUAUUUUCUUCUUCUCUCAUGGCUGUGUAAGAGAAUGAUCUAGCCGUUAUUUAAAUUCUCUGUGUAAUAUAUUUCUAUGUUCUUUUAUUCAUAAUAAAGAACCUUUCUCUC